CUGAUGUUUCUGUAACUUCUGCAUCUGAUGUUGAUGCUCCUCCUGACAUGGUUGCACCAGAGAUUGGUUUCAUUGCCCCUACAACUGAUACAGAUGCUCUUACGACUGUUGCGGUGGCUCCUGCAUCCGAUGAGGAGUUUGCAAAAGCUACCGAUGUGUCAGAUGAUAUCAAACCAGCUCCUAAGGGUCCAGGUGAUGGUACUAAUGUUGCAGAAACAGUCACCACCAACAUACUCCCACCUACAAUCGCCACACCUCUUCUGACAGGUGACCCUCUGCAAGCUCCAGUUCUUGAUGGUACUCCUCAACCUGAUGUUGAGAUUGACAGUAAACCUCCUUCCAAAGAUGCAAAGAACAGUGAAGUUCCUCUCAUUGAGACCAAUGAGGAAAAAACAGCAACAAACAUGGGAAAUAAAGAUAAAGAUGCUUCUGACCGCAAACCUCCAUCUGAAGUAGGAGAAAACAGUGAAGUUCCUCUCGUUGAGACCAAGGAGGAAAAAACGGCAACAAACAUGGGAAAAAAAGAUAAAGAUGCUCUUGACAGCAAACCUCCAUCUGAAGCAGGAGAAAACAGUGAGGUUCCUCUCAUUGAGACCAAAGAGGAAAAAACAGCCACAAAUUUGGAGAAGGAAGAUAAAAAUGCUCCUGCCAGUAAACCUUCAUCUGAAGUAGGAGAAAACAGUAGAGUUCCUCUUGCUGAGAAAACAGAAACAAACCUAGAGAAGAAAGAUAAAGAUGCAGAAGCCCCAGACAUUAAGAGGAACAACAAGGCUGAGGAAACCGAAAAAAGCAGGGAAGCCAAAGAGAAAAAGAAAGAGAAGGAGAAAAAGAAAGAAAAAGAGUUUGAAAAGAAAGAGUAUGAGAAAAAAGGUAUGCAUCGUUUGUAGUUACAGAUACAGAUACUGCACUCAUCUGGCACAGCAUUUAAUGACUGCAGUCUGAAAAUGCAUUUCUGCUUGACUGCAUGGUACCUAUACAGGUGCUGUGGAUGAGAUGGAGUCUCUGUUAGUGAAGAACAUUUACAGCUUGUACUGUAUUGGUUUAGCAGCCAUUAGAUCCACAGAAAGACACUUUAAACCCUAGUUUUCUCUAGUUUUAGGCUGUUGUGUUUUCUUAGAUAACAAACACUAGCAUCAUUUCAGUGUAUCUGGUUCCACAUUUCUUGAGUGAUUUGUCCCAAUAGUUGCAGCAGUGUUAGCCAACAAAGAGCGUAUAACGUUGCUUUUAUUCCAAAGUUGUUGCAAGGAUUUUGAUCCCCGGAGGGCCAAAAACGCAGUUGUCAAGGAUAGCGUACAUCCGAUUUC
Molecule: messenger RNA, 1304 nt
Organism: Pimephales promelas (fathead minnow)
Lineage: Eukaryota; Metazoa; Chordata; Actinopteri; Cypriniformes; Leuciscidae
Source: RefSeq, a predicted model, not a curated record